Molecule: messenger RNA, 1323 nt
Organism: Guillardia theta CCMP2712
Lineage: Eukaryota; Cryptophyceae; Pyrenomonadales; Geminigeraceae
Exons: 12
Coding region: 1-1323 (440 amino acids)
Biological process (GO): L-tryptophan biosynthetic process
Molecular function (GO): phosphoribosylanthranilate isomerase activity; indole-3-glycerol-phosphate synthase activity
Source: RefSeq, a predicted model, not a curated record
AUGCUGCGCCUCCUAAGCGUCGGUCUGCUGCUGGCAGCGCAGGGGUCGAGCAUGGGCUACGAGCUCAAGAGAUUCGGGCUAGGAUCCCAUGCUCGCCUUGCUCCUUGCGUUCAGCCAGGCUUCGUUAGCUUCUCAGCCCUCCCCAAGUUUGCAAUGCGAGCCCCGAGCGACCUGGCGGUUGCUCGUCUCCGUCCCAAGGCUGCUUUCGCUGUGAGAAGAGCAAGGCUCGGUUGCCGCUCCUUGGGCAUGAUGGCUGACGAGGGAGAAUCUCCGCAUGCAUCAGUAGACAGCGACGAGGCUGAAGCUACUUGGACUCUCCAGGACGACCUAGAACGAAUCCGUGCAGCACUGGAUCCUGGAUCCGAAAGCGGCCGCAAACUGCAGGAGACCAUAGAGAAGCUGGAGAAACUCAGCGAUGCUGCCGUCCAGCCCAAGUCCACCAAGUUGUUCAAGUCGGUGAAGAAGAGGACAGGGGCAUUCGCUGUCAUGGUUGAGACUUGUCUGGAGGAAGGGAGCGAGCAGGAGGUGGUGGACCUGUCGCGACAAAUCCGGCAGAGCAAAUCAUCAGGGAUCAUGAUAGACGUCAGGAACACUUUCUCCUCAGAUGGAAGACAAAGCUUCGAUCAAAUAUCCCAGGAGCAGAGAUCGGCAAAGGGAAAUUUUCCAGGGCCAUGCCCGAUUGUUGUUCGCCAUCGAUCUAUUGCACAUCCAUGGCAGGUUGCCGAGAUCUCGUGUGCAGGAGCAGAAGGGGUCGUGUUGUCCUGUGCCGCACUGUCCGAUCAGGAGUGGGGCUCAAAGCUGAUUCAGAGCUGCAACUUUCUUGGACUUGAGGUCCUUGUGGAAGUAUCCGAUGAGGACGAAGUGAAGCAAGCUGUGGAGGCUGGAGCAAAGAUUGUUUGUGUCAGAGGGGUUGAGAGUGUGGAGGAGGCUGUCAUCCUCAGGGCGAGCAUCCCCGACACUUGCGCGGCCGUGUGUGCUGUCCCAGCCCAACAGGAAGACAACAAUGAGAUAGUUGAGGUCGAGCGUCUGAAACAGGCCAAGUAUGAUGCAGUCAUCCUCAUGGACGCAGCCCUCUCCGCUGGCCCGGACCGUUACUACGUGCAGUUCGCACUCAACGAGAUUCUUGUUGAGCAAGAAGAGCAGCUCGUACUCCUUCGGGACGAUGGGAACCCCGAUAAGCCGCCCCCCGGCAUGAUGCCGGCAGCGCAAGAGGCGGCGAAGAGGAAUCCAAGGGCAUGGGCGAAGGCGCAGCGGGAGGCGAAGAAGAUCGUCUCCGACUACAAGAGGGGAGUGAGGGUACUGGACAAGUCAAGACAGUUCUAA